Penaeus monodon (black tiger shrimp) is the source of this 1041-nucleotide messenger RNA. RefSeq lists its product as uncharacterized. Lineage: Eukaryota; Metazoa; Arthropoda; Malacostraca; Decapoda; Penaeidae. The record is from RefSeq and is a predicted model, not a curated record.
GGCCUCUGCCUCUGCUACUUCUUCUCCAUCAGGGCCAUGUGGCGCGGCGGAGGACGCCAGCCCGUCGCCCAUCCUGAGAUCACCUGAGACUACGUCCUCGGCGUGACCUCCUCCAGGGAUCACGUGACGCAGGUGCAGGAGGAGGACGAGGUGUGAGGACAUCCCGGAUGCGCACUAAGGAUGUACGUGAAGUCUCUCGAUCAGAAGGGGUGGACGGAAGGAGGGCAGGAAAUGGCCUUCCUUAUCCUUGUGUUUAAGGGGAUGCAAGGAUGUCUCCCGCUGGCCCAGAAAAAGGUCAGUGGCGUCGCGUGGAAGAGGAGAAGGAGAGGACUCGAAACGUGACACACGAAGACUAAAAAUAAGGGAACGUUGACCUAAUAUUCAUCUAGAGGAAUGAGACAAAAUCGUGUGAUAAAAUACACAGCUUGUGUGAUAUAUAUUGCAUAGAAUGGCAUCUCAUGACAGCUUUCCAUAUUAUGUAAAGAAUAAAAAGAACAACCACAGAAAUGAAUAACGCUAAACGAUCACAUUUACUGAAACUAAAACUAUUAGUUUCAUUAGUGGUGUAAAUGCUUAGUGGAUUUAGCUCGUAUAACAAUUCAGCAACAAGACAGGAAGUUCACUCCGCUGAUCAACUCGCAGGAUUAUAAACCAAGAAAAUCUAUCAACUGCAACGAAGUAGAACCUUCGUAUCUUACCUUCAUACAAAGGAUGACUGAUUGCCCCGAGAUAAGGUGCGGCCGACACCAACGACCCGGAAAACAUCUUCAGGGCGGAAAUACUCAAGGAUGAGGGAGACAGCGACCUCUGGCAACAGUCGAUGUCGCCUCCAUGCAGACCAGCUGACUGCGUGUCCUUCCCUGUUGCUGGACUUCAUACGUGGAGAACCAAGAGCAAACAGAGCGAAAGAAUAACAAUACUACUGGAAAUUAGCAAAUUAAACAAACAAAUGAAAUAAAGCGAACCCUUAGAUAUAGUGUGUUCUAUGUUUCUUUGUUUGCAGUUGUGUAUGAUUGUCUAAUGAAAGACGUUCGUGGUUUG